GGACUGCAGCACCUUGCCCACCUACACCAUUCUGUGUCAGAUGCCUGUAGAACGUUUCUUCUACAACGCGACCUCCAAGAGCUGCCAGUUCUUCAUCGACUAUGGAUGCUCCGGGAGCCUGAACAGCUACCUCUCCGCUAAGGAAUGCGAGGAAGCUUGCAAAAAUAUUGCUGUCCACCCGUUGACAACCUCGAUCCCCUCCUGCUACCUGCCUCCUGAACACGGGUCUUGCAAGGACCAUGCUCAACGCUGGUUUUAUGACCCGAAGACGCAAAGUUGCAAGACGUUCACUUUUACGGGCUGCAAGGCAAAUGCCAACAACUUCAACACACGUGCAGCGUGCCAGCGGAGGUGCUACAAGAGAGGAACUCACUGAGGGCUCCGUGGACGGACGCUUGGCCUGCUUUGUGCUGAACGGAGAGAGAGGCCGGUUCAGGAGGAGACCAGGCGCAGAAAGCCUCCAGGCGCCUUCCGGGGGG
Pseudonaja textilis is the source of this 479-nucleotide messenger RNA. NCBI's taxonomy places the organism in Eukaryota, Metazoa, Chordata, Lepidosauria, Squamata, Elapidae. The record is from RefSeq and is a predicted model, not a curated record.